AUGAAUUCUUUCAAGUCCUAUGGAAAGGUCGACGAGGCUGAUCAAAUCAAGCUUGAUGCCAAAAGGAAAACACGAAAAAGAAUCGCUGUUGUUGCCAUAUCGUCUCUCAUUCUCGUUAUCAUCGUUGUUUCAGCCGUUGCCGGAACCACCGGUAGCAAAGACAACAACCAUAAUGGUGGCGAAUCACAAUCUCCAUCAUCAAUGGCUUCUAUUAAAGCAGUUUGCGAUACCACUUUAUAUCCCAAUACCUGUUUCACCUCCCUCUCCCCUCGUGUCAACUCGACCCAUGUUCAGCUUGAUAAGUUACUCAAACUCUCUGUUAUAGUCGCCAUUGAUGAGCUCUCCAAAGCUUACACACUUUUGGAGCUCAAGAACUGCAGUGAACUACUGGGUCUUGCCCUAGAUCAUCUGAAUGAUUCCUUAUCAGCAACUGAUGUCGAUUUGAAUUCGAUAAAAGAUCUGUUAGAUGAUCUUAUGACGUGGAUAAGUGCUGCUGGCACAUUUCAGCAAACAUGCAUCGAUAGUGUUGAAGAAAAUGUUAUGGGUUACCUUCAGAAAUCCACAGAGUUAACCAGCAACAGUCUUGCAAUCAUAAAAGGGUUUUCAAAUGUUGCAAAUUCUUAUAUCCAAAGAAGAAGAUUGAUGAGUUUAUCGAGCGACGAAAUGCCCGAAUGGUUGUCGUUUAAAGACCGGAAACUGCUACAGAAGACAAAGUUACCUGCUGGAAUCAAAGCCGAUGUGGUGGUGGCUCAGGAUGGAUCCGGCAAGUUCAAGAAAAUUUCCGAUGCUCUUAAAGCCGUUCCUGAUAAGAGCACGAAAAGAUUCGUGAUUUACGUGAAGAAGGGAAUUUACUACGAGAAUGUUAGGGUUGAAAAACCAAAAUGGAACGUUAUGAUGAUUGGUGAUGGAAUGGAUUCGACGAUUGUAUCUGGAAGAUUAAACGUCGUAGAUGGCACUCCUACGUUUUCGUCGGCAACUUUCGCUGUAUUCGGCAAAGGGUUUAUAGCCCGCGAUAUGGGCUUUCGCAACACGGCUGGUGCAAUCAAGCACCAGGCGGUCGCACUGAUGUCGACGGCCGACCAAUCAGCCUUCUACCGUUGCCGAAUUGAUGCUUUCCAAGACUCUUUAUACGCACACUCGAACCGCCAGUUUUAUAGAGAAUGCAAUAUCUAUGGCACAGUAGACUUCAUCUUUGGCAACUCGGCAGUUGUUCUUCAAAACUGCAACAUUCUUCCACGACGACCAAUGACCGGCCAACAAAACACGAUCACGGCACAAGGCAAGUUUGAUCCUAAUCAAAACACGGGAAUUUCUAUCGAAAGCUGCACCAUUUGGCCAUACGGAAACUUGAGUGAUGUUAGCACGUUUCUUGGACGGCCAUGGAAGAACCAUUCGACUACAGUCUAUGCUAACAAUAUGAUGGGAAGUUUGAUUGAUCCAAAGGGAUGGUUACCAUGGGUGGGAACAACAGCUCCAAACACCAUAUUUUAUGCAGAAUUUGCAAAUUAUGGUCCAGGUGCAGAUACAAAGAAGAGGGUUAAUUGGAAAGGAUUGAAGUUUAUAACGAAGAAACAAGCGAGUAAGUUUAGUGUGAAAUCAUUUAUCGAAGGGGAUAAGUGGAUUAAAGCUACGGGUGUUCCAUACAAAUCUGGACUCUGAUAGCAACUUGAGUCUGUACUUUGUUUCUAUCUUUGGGUUUCUUCUGUUAUUCAUAUUCAUUUUGUAAGGGAUCACAUAUAUAUAUAUAUAUACAUCAUGUAUUGUUUUCAACGUGUCUGCAACACGUGACAUAAUAAUAUAUCAGUAAAAGAGUAAAUUUUGG
This is a messenger RNA of Cynara cardunculus var. scolymus (artichoke), 1822 nucleotides long. Its product is annotated as putative pectinesterase/pectinesterase inhibitor 24. NCBI's taxonomy places the organism in Eukaryota, Viridiplantae, Streptophyta, Magnoliopsida, Asterales, Asteraceae. The record is from RefSeq and is a predicted model, not a curated record. Bases 1 to 1659 code for a protein of 552 amino acids. Gene Ontology annotation, biological process: cell wall modification. Gene Ontology annotation, molecular function: pectinesterase activity; pectinesterase inhibitor activity. The transcript has 2 exons.